UCUCGAGCUACGUGUUGCGCACUGAGUUAUGUUGGCGUGUUGCGGAUGAGAACCCCCUGGAAAACCAAGAGCUCAGGUCUGGAAUGGAGCCGACCGCGGGAGGAGGCUUAGCAGACACGUUCGAGCGAUAACCUGCGUCGUAAACUUUCUGUUACAGACCCAUGAAAUGAACGAGGAGGGUCCGUCCAGCACCAACCAUGAUUUCCAACAACGUCAUGUCAUUCGUGAAGAAGAUGGUGAAAAGCGGGUCAGACGAGGAUGGCAGCCUGACGAGCAAGUUCAGGGCCACUGUGGCCGGCCUCAGUCCCAGGGCCUCCAGGGCAGACCUGGGACACCUCACACCGGAGGAAAGGUCCAUCCUCGCCAAGGUCUGGCAAAAAGAAGAGGAGUUCGAGAAGAUGACGCAAGUCAAAAAGCCCGUGCCACCAUUAACUCCUCCUCAGCAGACCCCUCAACCACUCCUGCCCAUAUCUUCUCCCCCGUCAUCGACGACGACGACGACGACCUCGACCUCGAUGCCUCCGCAGGCCGUAGCCGCUUGCCUAAGUCCUGCGCCGCCGUGUCGCAUCUGCCGCAAAGGCAUUCAGGCCUCGGAGCCCAGCCACACAUGCAACGAGUGCAAGCAACUCGUCUGUGACGAUUGUGCCUCUUAUUCGAGGCAAGACCAGAGGGAUGGCGGGUGGCGAUGUUCUUGCUGCCGACGACGACAGAGCCAUGACCGUCUAGGACCUCCUCCGGGGGCAGGAAUGCACAGGGUCCCUUCUGUCCGGCGGAUGACGGAAAGAAUAGUCCAAGAAGGGACGAGCACAACUGGACACGUGGGAGCGGGUGGACCACGCGGCAGCUUCAUGCUCAGUGAACCUCUCAAGGAAGCGCUGCGGCUCGAAAUGCAGAUGGCCGACAGCCUGGCGCCACCUUCAAGACCCAUCGUCAAAAGGGGAUCCUACGCGGGACAGACCGAGUGGCAAAGAAAUGGGUUACGGUCAUCUUCUCCAGAGCGACGGCACAGUUACCAGAAGCAAGAGAGAGCAUCUUCCGAAAGCUCCCUCGAAGAAGAGUACCUGCCAAGGCCCGGAAGGCUCAGAAGAAAGUCCCGCAUGCAGAGGAAUAGGUCGCAUGUGCCUGCUGAUGAAGAGGACUCGGACGGGAACGACAGGCGAAGUAACACGUCGUCAUCUUCAGCACUGGAUAGUCUGGAGGCGGAGCGAACGCACCGUCUGGACGUCUUGAGACGCUACAGCUCAGAGAGCUCGGACGUGAGUGACCUCAGCAGAGGAGCUCUGGAGAGCUCGCCCGACGAACGCCGUAGCAUCCCAAGCGUCACGGUGGACGCUAUCGGCGGAGUGUCAUUGCUCGACGAGAUGAGGCGAUGUUCGACGGGGAGCGCGCUUCCACGGAUACCCAUACCCGAAAAUCAGCUAAGCCUUUUUCCUGGUCCUCCUCAUGGCACUGGAAGCACGCAUUCCUUGGACCUUCCACGAGAAGAACUGGGAAAACCAGAGAGGAGAGCAUCGGCUCCUGAAGGGGACAACAUCAAGAUCGUCAUAGAUGACGUAGACAGUGGAGGUCCUGCACCGGCAGCUCCUCUGGUGAAGAGGAUCCUGCUCAAAAGAGACCCCGCUGAUACAGGGGCUAGAACACGGGGGUUUGGCAUGCGGGUAAUGGGAGGCAAGAAGGGACCCGACGGCCACUUGUACGCCGUCGUUGCAUGGGUGCUGGCUGGUUCUUCGGCAGAUCUCGCAGGUCUUCAGCAGGGAGACAUUAUACUCGAGUGGAACGGAACGUCCUUCGUUGACCGUUCUUACGAAGAGGUCUGUGCGGUGCUGGACAAGUCUGGAGCGACUGUCGAAAUACUUGUGGAAACAGGAAGGCGGAUGAGCAGUCGAGAACUGCGUGCAUCAACCGGCAACAUACCCACAAGAAAAAGUUCCGACGCUUCAGAAGUCGGCGCGGCUACCAGACGGAAGCUUCCUAAGACUCCGGAUGAACUCUGUCAUAGGGCACACGUUCAAGGGGAGCUGGGAGUUAGGUUAUGGUACGAUGGCAGUGACCUCGAAGUGACCGUGUUGGGAGCACGUGGACUGCCGCCCAGAAGGUCGUAUGUGAAGCUGAGGCUGCACGACCCUUCGACGGGCACCCGCGGUGGUGCUAUGAAAACGCCCAUUUCAGAACCCGUGGCCAACCCUGAGUGGAAUAAGACGUUCGUGUUUCCCGGGCAAGAGAGCUUAUCCGGCCUGUACCUGGACCUCUCCGUUUGGGAUCACCGUCCCGUCGGGUCAAACGCCUUUUUGGGCGAAGUGCUAGUCGUUCUUGACAGGUCGAACUUGAGAGACGUGCCGCAGUGGUUCGCACUGGCUAGCCGGAGGACGCGUUCCGAAGAUCUGCCCGUGGUUGUCGAUGACAGGGAUCUUAUCAAGAGUUCCUCCAUGGAUUCCAUGCUACUUCACCCUGACGACGCCAGGCAGGGCGUCGAGCGCAAAUCAUCUGCACCUUCCGUAGUUUACGCCGUCAACGCGUCCGGACAACGCAAACAGCUGCACGCGCAAGACAGCCUGCCAGAGUUAUACGGGACUCCGUCCGACAAUAGAGAACGAACGAGGAGCGCCAGCUUCAAGAUGCGACGAGAUGCUAUUCUAGCGGAGUCUACCGGGCGGACUUCGAGCGCCAGCGAUGAGGACCGUCGUCGCAAGCUGUCCCGCACGGUGAGCCUCAAGUCGGAGACCCGACUCGGACUAGGUGGAGACGAUAGUAGUUCCAGUUCCGAGUGUUGCCCUGCAUCCUCCGGACCCAGGAGGGACGUGCCAAGACUAGGGGAGCUCAAGCUCGGCUUCAUCAUGACCAAAGGGCAGUUCGAAGUCGAAGUGGUCUGCGCAAGGGGACUGCCCCUCGGGGUCACUGGUGCACCGCCAGACACAUACGUCAAGACUUACCUCAAGGAAGGCGGCCGUCAGAUGCAGAAACGGAAGACCCGCGUCGUCCGUCAUUCUUCAGAGCCUCAGUACAGGCAGACACUGAAGUACACGGCAGCGGAUGUUCUAGGCAGGUCGCUGCUGGUCACAGUCUGGGAACGGACGCGAGGCUUCGAGCACAACCAGCCGCUCGGUGCAGUCCUGGUGCCACUGGACCGGCUCGAUCUGAGCCGCCUGACGCUCGCCUGGUACGCACUGCAGACGCCGGCUGGACCCACCACAAAUUCCGGACCUUCAGGGAACGUCGACGACGAUGACGACGACGACGAUUCGCUGUGACAUCAUCGUGCGUCGUCUGCUUGUGUUUCCCCGGAACGAACGAGCUUUCUGUUGUUCAGCUGUCGUUGCCUUUCAUACCUCUGGCCUUGCCUAUCGGAGGCAGUUUCGUAUCGAUGAUUGUGUGCUUUGCAAAGUGCGCUGCCAAGCUAGGUAGGAAACCGAAUUUAGAUUAACUUUCUACGACGAUAAGAUUGCUUAGCGUGAUAGCACCGCGGAAUCGAACGGGGUUCCACUUUUCCACGAUGAACCCACUCGGAAGUGUCGUGAAGACGGCACAAGCACGACAAGAACUGCAUGUGGUCUACUGCUUUCGGGUGUGACAUGGGACGUUUCGAAGGUGCUCUCGCGGUGACAUUGCGCAAUGGCAGACAGGUUCAACCUGGAUAAAGAGGUUGGUCUUCAAUUAUGCAUUCGACCAGGAAAUCGAAGGACUCGUUCUUACUGUUCAGGAACUCGAUCCCCCCGUACACGAUCCUCCAAUGGGAUGUCGUCGUUGAAUACGAGAACGACAUCAGGAACUCGCGCCUAUCUAUGUGCGGAUGCAUUCGCUUUGUGCAGAAGAGCGGCAGUGAUGGACAGCCUUGGAAUUGCAUAAGAAUCGAUACGAAACUGCGUCUGUUACCUCGUGUUACUCUGACAAGGAAUGAUCAGGACUCGCCCAGUCGCUUCUCAUGCGGUGGUCUUUACCAUUUCAUUCAAGUUGCAUGUUGUUAAAAAGCGUUCAGAUUUUUAUAAAAAAAUUUAAAGCCACGUUAAUGUCACGUUGAUAAUCAUAUAGAGAAGUUCUCCAAGUGCCACCUUUUAUAAAUUAUGUUGCUUCAUCCACUAUAAGCCCUACAAUGUCCUUCCGCUGAGAACGAUUAACAUGGACUAUACCAACACCACCUGGAUACAGAAAGCCUGCUUACUCGUCGACGUGACGUAAUAACUAAGAGUCAGCCAAUUAGGAUCGUGUUUUCAACUACCGUAGCCAAUCAUGAACGUGCUUUCAGCGGGCGAACCGUGAAGACGAGCCACCGUCAGCUUCAUGGGCAGCAACUGUCGUCUGCGAGUAUAGUAAACGUCAUCCGUACCACAUGGGAAAACAAAAUAAAGCGCAACAUGGUCCCAUAUUGUUGUCAAGACUGAUUUUCUGGAAAGGGUAUUGUACUUUUAGUCUACAUGCAGGUUCAAAUUUGCGAAGCUAGCUGCAAUCAUUUUCAAGUUUCGCAGAACGGCAAAUCGCGGUAGCAGACGAAUUCUGACAUCAUAUGUCGACGUAGCGAAGGAGGGAGAGGAGGCAGUAAGCAGGCCUUCUGCGCUUGAAAUUGUCUGCGGCGAUUGUCUCUGUCGAUGCUGAAGCAGACGACAGCGACAGUCAGACGACAGACAGCGACAGUUGUUUACUCCAGGUGGCGUUGGAAGGGCCCGCUGUGUAGGCACCAUACCGCUGUGCAGAGCGCUUGUAGAGAGUAUGGGCAGACAUUGUAAUGUAAGUGGGGCGCUGACUCAUUCCGUGGAUAAAUAACACAGAGUGUCCAGAGAGAAACUAUACAGCUGCUUGUGCACCUCGGGUGAUUUCUUUUCUGCGGACAUGAAGGGAUACUAGAGCGGCAUUUUUGUCGUCUGCUACCGAACCUUCUUCCGGAUUGCAGAUAGCUGGUCGAGCGGCUCGUUCGUGUUGGAAGCACACAAGGACGCUUGGCUGGCAAUCCUUGGGUACGCAGUCUCCUGUGUCGUCUAUUUGUUCUUAGUCUUAGGGCCUUUCUUUGCCACUUUUAACGGAGCUUUCGACUGCCCCGUUGAUCACAUGUGUGAGUAGACUUUACCAACUUUAUAGAGAUAACCUCUCCAGCAUCUGAACAUUCGCGCGUCAUUCUUCCGACGGUGGUCAAGUACGCAAACGUUGCAAGUGGUGUCAAGCUGUAAUGUUUACCCCUGGACACACUGUAUUGUGUUCAUGCACUCUGAAGGGUUGUGCUUCGAGGUGGUAUACAGCAUUUCCUAUCUUUUCUGUUUUGUGUGUAACGCUGGAACCUCCUUGAAAAAGAAGGCACUAUGUUCGGUAAGACAUAGGAUUUAUGCGACAAAACGAUAAGUGCCAGAAAGACAUUAUAUACAUGGAGAAAAAUAGAAAGUACCUUGUAUUAUUACUUUCGGUUCCAAUGCAAUGACGCUGUGAGCGUUGUACAUUAGCUGUGCUCACUGUUCAUCUACUGAGGCGCCGUGUCCCACAAAACUGUCACAAACAUACGUCUGUUUUUUAAAGAAACAAAUUGAUCCUUCCUUCCUUUAUAUUCCAAAGAAAACGUAAAAGAAGAGAAGAAGGGAUUCUUCCCCCUCCCUGUGACCAUCUACCCUCUCUCUCCCCACUAUGCAAGUGUCUGAAAGACUGUCUGCAAUCUUCCUCCUGAGCACACCCGCGCCCUUCCAGAUGUGAUAUCUCUCGCCGCAACUGCUAUCUGUUCAUAUCUAUAUAGGAGAAAAACUUUUACGAGGUAUUUUUUUUCGUCUCUCCCGUUGCGAGAGAUUUUGUAUUGUCGGGACACAGCAAGGUGUCCCUCGUUGUUGUACAACUUAUCUGUCCCUGUUGGAAGAAAAAUAA
Messenger RNA from Ornithodoros turicata, 5832 nucleotides. Its product is annotated as regulating synaptic membrane exocytosis protein 1-like. The record is from RefSeq and is a predicted model, not a curated record. Gene Ontology annotation, molecular function: small GTPase binding; transmembrane transporter binding. Gene Ontology annotation, cellular component: presynaptic membrane; cytoskeleton of presynaptic active zone. Bases 198 to 3248 code for a protein of 1016 amino acids. Lineage: Eukaryota; Metazoa; Arthropoda; Arachnida; Ixodida; Argasidae. Gene Ontology annotation, biological process: regulation of membrane potential; calcium ion-regulated exocytosis of neurotransmitter; positive regulation of synaptic transmission. The transcript has 16 exons.